Messenger RNA from Toxotes jaculatrix (banded archerfish), 3759 nucleotides. It is a transcript of the gene ddias, whose product is annotated as DNA damage-induced apoptosis suppressor. The transcript has 5 exons. Gene Ontology annotation, cellular component: nucleus; cytoplasm. Lineage: Eukaryota; Metazoa; Chordata; Actinopteri; Toxotidae. Bases 256 to 2790 code for a protein of 844 amino acids. Gene Ontology annotation, biological process: negative regulation of intrinsic apoptotic signaling pathway in response to DNA damage. The record is from RefSeq and is a predicted model, not a curated record.
UAAAGAAGAAGUACAAAGUGUAAACAGCUGAGGAGACGUUAGGGUUUAUCUUUCUUUGUAUUUCAUUUUUUAAACUUUUUUUCUUUUACAUUAUUACAUUUUACAUGUAAUAAUGUUUUGGUUCUGAAGUUGUUGCUUUUAUAGUGAAGUUAAAAUAACACUCGUGUCUUUCGCGAGAAGUCUCAGUUAGCCCAAUGUUAGCCUGCUAGCUGCAGUCCAGUGUCUGUACCUCAGAUGAAGCUCUGUGCAGGCUAAAUGUCUGUUAGACGGGCUCUGGUGGAGUGUGUUGUGUUGUCUGUGCAAGACGCCUGUGUGUUUUAUCCCUGCUGUAAAGGCUGCUUCUCAAGGAUCGAUGUUGAGCGGCAGGACGCGACGAGAUGCAGAUGCUCCAAAUGUGGUUACAGCUGUCUGAGGGAACAGGUUGAUUACAGGUAUCGUCUCUCACUGAAAGUGACACGGGACAGAUGCAUAUUUGGAAUAACAGUAUUUGGAGCCUGCUUGAACCCGUUCUUUGGCAUCCAUGCCAGUGGAUUACAGAGGUUGGUGGAGAACUUUGAUGGACCAGUGGGAGCAGCAACCAGAACGACACUGUUGGCAAAAGCUGUCAAGGACUGUUUCCUUGGCAGACAUUUCAUUUUUGGUAUAAAGGUAACUGGAGCCAAAAGUGGGCUUUGUUUUGAAGGACCUGUUGUGAAUGGUUCCAGCAGUAAAGAUACAGUCCAGUUUAUCGCCAGUCAGAUGAUUCUCCCCAAAGCUGCAGGCCUGGGAGGCUGCACAGUGGUCAGCUAUUAUCGACUCCUUCUUCAGAAAGCUGCGGAGUAUGAGCAGGGAUCCACUGAUCCCAGCAAUACCAGACCCCCAGAAACAACCCUGCUCCUGAUUCCUCACCAUUCUCCAGCCAGCAGCUUCAAUAAUUCCACAUUUUCUGCCUCACGCCUUUUUUCCCAGUCACUGCUAAGAUCGCAGGACCAAGACUGCACCCUUAGUCCGACCCCUCCAUGGCAGCAAUCACUAGGACUAGUUACUUCAUCAGCAGAGCAGGAGGAAGGCUGCAAUACACAGGGCGUUGGAGAUGGGAACAGCCAGCAGACAGACAAUAACAAAACACCGCAUCGUGUACAGAGAGGCUUCCUGGAGAAUCAUAAAGCCACAGAGGAAAGAACUCUGUCACCUGUUCUUUCUUUAGAGCGCAGUUGUUAUAAUAGUCCAUCGUUUGCCAAAUACCCAUACACCUCUUUUAACACGCCCAUCUUGAACACUUGGCUCAGUCCCUCCCAGCCUGAGCACAGAAGGGAUUCACCACUCAGCUGUAAGACAGAGAGGUUUCCUACCAGACAGCUCUCCCAAACAUUUUUGUCAAGCUCCUUGGCUUGGGAGGAUUUGCCUUUCUCUGAGAGUCUUACAGAGUUUGUGGUUGAGGAACACAAAGAUUUUCACAUUGCUAGCAAAGCUGAGCCACAUGAAAAUGUGCAAAAUCAGAAAGAAAUGGUAAGAAACAACCUGGAAAUUAGAUCACAAGGCAAGAAUUCGUCAAUUGAAUCAACGUCUGUUUUUCACAGUAACUCACAGACAGCAGAAAGCUACGCGCGGAUGUUACUGGAUGUCACUAAUACACCGGCAGCGAACAGUGGAGGUGACAGACAUAAUUUAUCUGACCAGGUAUGCAAGAACUCUGUUGUAUGUGUAAACAGGAGUCAAGCCAAAAGCGUUUGUUUCCGUCAGGAGGACGAGGAGGCUAGUUCUCUGUCUUUUGAAAACAAAGAAGAAGAGCACCUUGAAGGCGAUACCUACAAUUGUUCAGCCGACCUAUUCGGUAGCUCGCUCAUGAGCGACAUGAACACAAAGACUCUCAGCGUGGAUGCAGAAACUGUCAGGACGGCCACAGAAGCUUGCCCACUGCAUUACAAUCAGCACCUUAGGAGUGAAAAUGCUAAUGUUGCAUAUUCAACACCAAACAAACCAAAACUGAAAACUAAUAAAUGCAUUAACAGAGACAGUCUAAUUCCACUAGGCACACAGGAGCUUGACUUUAUCCCUCCCUCUCAGUCCACCCCAAUUGUAAAGCGAGCUGUUUUGUCAGGGUCACCUGCCUCCUCAUACCCCUCCUUGACAGUAGGUGAAUUCAUCUUACAAGAAGACAGUCAAGAUUUGUGUGCUUUUUACAGUAAUCUGCCUGAAGUGGACAGUAGGAAGACAGCCAGCAUCACCUCUUCCCUUUGUAGACUGAACGCUGUCAGUACUGACCAGCUGUCUGACUGUGGCAGAGAGUCUGCAAAAGAAAAUAUGAUGUGGGACAUAAAAUCCAGCAGACGCAACCACAGGUUUACCCCAAAAAGGCGGUUCUGGAAACCAAACAAGCAUAAAAACCAUCUGCUGGCUCAGCAGCACCUGAGGGUCCAGAGAGGGGCAGAAAGGGUUAAUCACAAACGUGACUCAAGUGUUUGCGAUGUGACUGUUUGUGAUUAUGAAGACAGUGACAUAAUUGUUCUUCCCACUCCUGUUGCUAAAACACAACUAAAUGUGAAGGUCAGAAGAAGAAGGCAGACUGAUAACAGCAGCAGUGAUUUGGUUUCUACGUGGAAAGAGCAGCACGAAGUUAAUUGCAAAGGAUAUCUGUUGGCUCAUCAUCCAUCAUCUCUCACAUCAUCACAGAGAGGUCUGGAACAAGCAGGAAGUUGUGACAGUGACAUGGUUGACGAAAGGAGUCUGGAUGGAUCUAAAGGUUACGUCCUUGAUGAGGAGAACCAGGCGUGUGAUUGGUCUAGAGAUCUUUUCUCUGACUCAGCCUGAGAGCUCCUCUAGCCAAUAGACUGUAUAAAUUGAUUCAAUAAGAUUUUUAAAAAAAAUGUAUUUCAGGCUGGCGACCAAAGUUAUGAUAGACCUACUUUUGUGUUGAAAAAGUAGUACCACUGCUACCACUUCUACUGUCGCUGGUACUCCCAGUUCUAUGCAGAAGGAUCCAAGAAUAGGGCACAUAUGUUAAACACUAAAGACAGGAGAGAGGCUGUUGAAAGGCACUACAGGAGGAGCCUUAUUGACCGACCCUCAGCUGAAUGUAAUGUACUGUACCCUUCCACAGAUUUAAACACCCCUACUGAUUGGUGGGUUCAGCUGUGUCACGAACAGCCAUCACUAAAAAAUGCACAAAAUCAAUCAUGAAGUCAUGCAAUCGCCACUGACAGAAAUUCACAGUAGAAUAGUUUGUACUAAGGAUUUCAGCGCCCUGCUUCAACUAACCCUUGUGGAAAACCUUCCCAGAAUAGUAAUUGUUCUUACAGGAGCAAACUUGGGCCAACUGCUUAUUUAUUACUUGCCCAUGGAUUUUGCAACUAAUGUAGCUUUAAUGUUUGGAUGUCCGCAUAGUUUUGGAGAUUUAUUUUGAAAGGAAGAAUCUCCUGCACAUGAUUCCAUUUUAAGCAAAUGAGACAUUUACUGGAAAUAUCUCAGUAAUCAUGAUCUUCAUCAGAUAAACUUUUAAACAUUCAGGUGUGUAAUAUUUCCCUUGUCUGAGGUAUUCGGACCGUACCAUGUAGGAUGUACCUGUGACACCUUAGUAACUGUGUUCUGAGCAGCUGUCUGCUGGUGUACACUCACUGCUCUACCCUCAUAACUUGCAUCAUUGACUUAUGACCUUGUGUGUGAUCAGUUCUGUAUUAAAUGGAUGUUACAGUGAAAGGAUGGUGUGCGUAUAAUUGGGUUGGUAUCUGAUAAUUUUACUACUGCUGCAACACUUAAGUGCCGCUGUAAUUUAAAAAUUAA